AUGAAUACAUGUAGCUUUACUUUUAAUAGUUUACGUACAAAAUUACCAUGUCAUGUAUUUGGUGUUGAACGUACAUGGGAAUAUUUGAAACAAGAAUUCGAUCGGCAUAGUGAUGGUUUACCCGAUGCAAAAUAUUAUGAAACAAUGGGACCUGGACCUCAAUUGUUUGCUGUCAUUGGUAAUACAGUUUAUUAUCAUGAUGAUGAGAAAUGGUUUCCAUAUAUCAGUGCUACUAAUAUUAUAUACAGCAUAAUGAAUAUCGAUGAUUGA
This is a messenger RNA of Rotaria sordida, 270 nucleotides long. Lineage: Eukaryota; Metazoa; Rotifera; Eurotatoria; Philodinida; Philodinidae. The record is from the annotation of a GenBank genome assembly.